Pipistrellus nathusii (Nathusius's pipistrelle) is the source of this 888-nucleotide messenger RNA. The record is from the annotation of a GenBank genome assembly. NCBI's taxonomy places the organism in Eukaryota, Metazoa, Chordata, Mammalia, Chiroptera, Vespertilionidae.
AUGGACCCGCAGAAAGAGGCGCGAACAGCCCGGGACCAGGCCGCGCCGCCGCCGGCCUCGCAGCCCCAGGCGCCGCAGGAGGAGGCGCGGCGGGAGGGCGGCGAGGCGCCGGCGGCGGCCCUGGGCGAGGAGGCGGACGCCGGUGCGGACGGGCUGUGGGCGCUGCCGGUGGAGCCGGCGGAGCGGAGGCCGGAGUGCAGCCGGUGCAGCCGGCCUCAGAAAGUGUGUUUAUGUCCGUUUCUACCAAUGCAUCCUCUGCACAUCUCUACCCACUUGUACAUAAUUCAGCAUCCGGCAGAGGAAAGCAAAGUGUUGCGGACAGUUCCUCUACUAGCAGCAUGCCUCCCCCAGGACAAGUGUAAAGUCAAGAUUGGUCGUCGUUUUAGUGAAGAAAGAGAUCCUGAACUUUCAACUGUUUGUCGGAAGUCUGGUACAUUAAUAUUAUAUCCAGGGGCUGAAGCUGCUAAUUUGGAAGAGUUUAUAUUAGAUUCUCCUACUUAUCCUUCCACAAUCAUCAUCAUCGAUGGUACAUGGAGCCAAGCUAAGGACAUUUUCUAUAAGAAUUCCUUGUUCCGACUGCCCAAACAGGUGCAGUUAAAAACUAGCAUUUCUAGUCAGUACGUAAUUCGGGCACAACCAACUAAUAGGUGCCUGUCUACACUGGAGUGUGCAGCUGUUGCUCUUUCCAUCUUAGAGAAAAAUAAUCACAUACAAGAGACUUUACUUCGCCCUCUUCGAGCUUUAUGCUCUUUCCAGCUUCAGCAUGGUGCUCAGAUUCGCCUCAGCAAGGAACACCUUCUGAAAAAUGGAUUAUAUCCUAAGCCGAUGCCAAAGAACAAACGCAAACUCAGGAAGAUGGAACUGUUAAUGAACAGUGUUAAAAUUUAG